Messenger RNA from Patiria miniata (bat star), 1834 nucleotides. It is a transcript of the gene aida, whose product is annotated as axin interactor, dorsalization-associated protein A-like. Gene Ontology annotation, biological process: determination of ventral identity. The transcript has 11 exons. Gene Ontology annotation, molecular function: phosphatidylinositol binding. Gene Ontology annotation, cellular component: membrane. NCBI's taxonomy places the organism in Eukaryota, Metazoa, Echinodermata, Asteroidea, Valvatida, Asterinidae. Bases 153 to 1091 code for a protein of 312 amino acids. The record is from RefSeq and is a predicted model, not a curated record.
AAUUGAUAAUGAAAGCGACACCGGCGCGGCCAGCCCUGCAGUUUAUCAGUAGCUAAGCGAAGGCAACGUACGUACGCUAACGUAAGUCGAGACUUUAAAUCGCCCACGUUGCUGCGGCAAAGCCCUGGUUCAAUGAGUAGCAAAGCAUCAUCAUGGGAGAUAAGCAGAAGCUGGUAGCACGAUGGAGGGCAUCCUUGACACGAGGGACUGGUCACGAUUCCUGGGGCCAGUUAGUUGAGGCCGUAGAUGAAUAUCAAAUGUUAUCAAAGCAGGUCCUGAGAGAAGCAUCACAUGAAGCAACUCUAUUCAAUGACAACCAAAAGAGAACGUUGUCAAAGAUAGCUGCGUGUUUAGACCUUCGAGGGAAAGCACUCCAGUCUCCCGACAGCACCCAGGGAUUUACAUUAGAAGAACUCAAGAAAGUAGACUCAGCUUUUGGUAGCCUCCUGACAAGCUCACAAUCGGAGUUUCCAGUUGCUAUGCCAGCAGAGGCCGCCCUCUUCAGGCCGCAAGUUAAGCAGGGCAACUUUGAGCUGGAUCUGGAAGGAGAUGAAAUAGACGAUGAGGACGAUGAUGAGGCAGGGACUAACAAGGGCUCAGUGACUGCAUCACCUGGAAUCAAACCACUAGGCAAAUUGUUCCCGAUGAUGCCCCACCAGAAAGGAACCACGAACCUUGUGGUUCGUAUAGAGAAGAUUGGUCUGAAGGACGCCUCAAUGUAUCUUGACCCAUACAUCGUCAUUUCGCUAAAAGAUAAUAAAGGUAUAGAUGUUGCCAAACCGCAAGAGACGCCGGUGGCUUUGAGAAGGGAGGAUCCAUACAUCAUCUAUGGAGUGGACGUACACUUGCAGAAACCUCUAGAAAAACUACCAAAAGGAGCUGCCAUUUUCUUUGAGUUCAGACAUUACAAAUUGAAGAAGCGUACCAUCAGCACCAAAUGCUUUGCCUUUAUGGAGAUGGAUGAGAUCAAGCCAGGACCACUGGUCAUUGAACUAUACCAGAAACCUACCGACUUCAGGAGGAAAAAACUGUCCUUACUCACCACCAAGCCACUCUACCUUCAUCUCUAUCUUAAUCUCAUAGCAGAUUAGCACAGAGAUUUAUGGAGCUUAUCCAGUAAUUCUAAGAUUAUCCCAAAGCUUUGGAUUGAAGGUCUUGACACACAUCGGAAUGAUUGUACACCGAAAUGCUGCAUUUGCAAAUUGAACUUAAUCUUGCAGGAAACAAUGGGAUUCAUAACGGGAUCUGGUCGCGUAUUAUUAUUAAAGGAUUUAUGUAAUCCAUGAGGUUUCCAGAAGGCUUGAAUCAAGCCAGAUUGUAGACUAAUGUGAUCAUAAUCCCAAGUUAAUCCCUUUGUGAAACUUUACCUAUCCAGAAUAAAAAAAUUUAAAAUAUAAAAAAAACCGCAUGUAUACUCUUUUGUCUAGAUCAUUCCUUAAAGGUAGAGCCCAUCAUUUGCGGCAAUCCAAAAAAAGUAACUGACAAAAUUAUUGUUGAAAAGCAAACUUGGUUUAAAGAUAGUAAUGGCACUAAACUCCCUUUGAAAUGACUCUUUCUGGCAUGCUGUCAUUUUGAAGAAAACAGUAAAAGAAGAUCAUUUCCAUAGAUGCGUCUGAGGACAAAUUUUUGGAAAUUUUCAUUAGUAGUUCUUGUUUAUUCGGCAAAGCUGUGAAUGGGUGCACGCAAGCAUUGACUCGAUGCACACGAGUCAGUGCGUGACAUUGCGUAGCUGCAAUCGACUGAGAACGUGUCCCGGACGCUGAUUUCGGUCGCAAUUCAAAACAUGAAUCAGCAACUUUUGAAUUGAAAUUGAGAUCCUAGAAUAUUAUUUUCU